Diutina rugosa is the source of this 3129-nucleotide messenger RNA. RefSeq lists its product as uncharacterized. The record is from RefSeq and is a predicted model, not a curated record. Gene Ontology annotation, cellular component: nuclear pore outer ring. Gene Ontology annotation, molecular function: structural constituent of nuclear pore; protein binding. The transcript has a single exon. The coding region runs from base 1 to 3129 and encodes 1042 amino acids. Gene Ontology annotation, biological process: poly(A)+ mRNA export from nucleus; protein import into nucleus; transcription-dependent tethering of RNA polymerase II gene DNA at nuclear periphery. NCBI's taxonomy places the organism in Eukaryota, Fungi, Ascomycota, Pichiomycetes, Serinales, Debaryomycetaceae.
AUGGUGUUAUCGUCGACGGCGGGGUUUCGCCCCCGUAAACGUGACGCUGGCGAGCUCGAGCCGGCGCUGCUGCCGGUGCACAAGCGGCCGGCGACCGAGCUCACCCAGAACCCCAAUUACCGCGUCACCCGCCUCGUGGCGCUGCCAGCGCAGGGCAGCGCCGUCUCCAUCGGCUACACCGACGCCAACACCGGCUACGGUGUCGCUGUCGUCGAAGACACCAUCCAGGUGUGGCCCUAUACUUUGGCCGACCCCCAUCCCCACAUAUAUCAGGUGCCAGCGCCGCAAUCGGACUUCCCGUUGGCGCUCGUCACCGCGCCGGCGCCCGACCAGCCGCGGGACCCAGGUCUCGUCAUUAUCAACAGCCAGACCGGCUUCGUCAAAUUCUUUGAGCUGGUGAAACACGCUGCUGCUCUUGAACUCAUUGAUAACAAGCACUGGGAAGCGCAGAUCUCUCUUGGCCUCAACGAAGCCGUCAGCCUCGCCGAACCGGCGGAGCCUGCGGGGGUAAUUGUCGCCACUACCCACGGGCGCUGUUUCCUUGUCACCUUGCGCGAUGUUACUGGUAAGCCCAGCUUAGACGUCGACUUGCUCCAGGUGCCGCUGGGCGUGGCGCUGAAGCUCUGGCGCUCGGUGUGGGGCGGCGCUCCUCCCGUCAUCCACGGCGAUAUCGUCAGUGUUCGCCCUGGCCGCCUUCAUAACCAGGGCAUGACCCAGGAAUUGGUGGCGCUUACUCGUCGGGGUGAGAUUCUGAUCUUCACCUGUCAGUUACUCCUGCUGCUGCGCUACUGCAGCGUCGACCCGCGGCGCCUGUUCCGCCACAGCAUGUUUGCCAGCGUUGAAGCUUCAAUUGAAGCCCAUAGACCUGGCGGCAGUGUCCACGUUGAGUUUUUCGAUGUCGCCCACACCGCCGACGACCACUACCUUGUGCUCGCUCGCGUCCAUCGCCACAACCCUCGCCUCAUGAUUUUCACCGUCAAAGUCGACGCUACCGGGGCGCUUGUCGUUGCUACCCACCUUUUGAAAGCUCCCGACGCCGAAGGCGACGGGUUUCUGCCGAAAUUAUUCUUGCCCUCCCCUAAGACCACUGCGUUUGUCACCGUGGGUAACUCAGUUUACUUAGCUGAUAUCGGCACCUCAUCGGGGUGGGAGGACCGCGUUGUCUUCCGCCGUCUGGUUACCAUCAUCGGCUACGGCGUCGAAAACGCUACUGACAACCAAAACGCCGCUGUCGUCGUCGUCACCCAGAACCAAGGGGUGGUGCGCAUCGAGCGCUUCCCCACGACGCCACUGGUAGAUCCAGGGACGGUGCUUAAGUCUCAUAUUGAACAGGGCGUGUUCUUCGGCGGUCUGAGCGAGCUUAGCUUUGACGUUGACGGCGCCAGUGUCCCUAACGGCUCGAUCAUCGACGCCGUCGGUGCCAUUUGCGAGGAGAUCAUGGCGCUGCUGUCGCCCUACAUGAACGCGUUGCCAGCGGUGCUGGAGACGCUUGAGCGCAAGAUUUCGUUGCUUCGCCAGCUACUAGACUACUGCGAAACCAAUUUUACCGCUAACGUGGUCGCUGAUGUAAUCCCAUUAGUGUAUGACGGCAUUGAAAAGCUGGCAGUGGCGUUGGCGUUAACCCAAUGCAUCGACAAGCUCCCCCACUUGCGCCCCGUGCUCCUGCGAGUGUGUGGUGGCGACAUCGGCGAGCGUUUCUCCAACGACACGGCGCUGAUCCUCACUGUGUUCACCGACUUCAUCAAGGAGCUCGAGACCAACGACGAGAAUUUGGCCAACGUCGCCUACAUCGUUGUUUCCACUCAAUACCAGGGUGUGUACGCCUACGAGCAGGAAAUCCCUGGCAACCGCCGGCGUCUCUGGGUGUUUGACACCGACUUGGUGUUCCGCAUCAGCGAUAUCUACUCCACCUACUACAACCACCCAGAGACCAUCGUCAGCCACACCGACGCCAUGGUCAAGUACUGUCAAGUGCUCUACUUCUACGCCGAGCGCGCCCUCGAAACGUUAACGGUGACCCAAGACCCACAAGAACAAGAAUACCGUCGCUGGUACAACGCCCGCAAGCACGGGUGGAUCGAGCCGUUGGUGGUGCACAACUUGACCGCUGAUGCCAUUGCCAUCACCGAAAGGUUCCAUGACUACGACAACUUGGUGUACGUUAUUAAUCUGUUAAGCGAAGACGACGCCAGUGUCGGCUUUACGCGUUGUUUUGACACCUUUGGCUACCCGUUCGCCGAGUCAGUUUACCGCUACUUCCUCGAGCAGAACCAGCCAAAGAAGUUGGUGGCGGGCCCGUUUGCCGAAUACCUGGACUAUCUUCACCGCUUCUUCCGGGAAAACCAGGACGCCACCGCUGCCAUUGCUUGGGUCGUCUACUUGAAAGAGGGUAAUUACGCUGCGGCAUCAGCGGCGCUUGUCCACUCUCAGCAGUGCUCGCAAAACGUCGAUACCCUCGCCAAUGCCCACACCAAGCUUUCUAUCGCUAAAUUGGCACAAGUGGCGGCGCCCGGCGGCGCUGUUGACGCUGAAGUGGCACAAGACUUAAAGCUUGUGGCGGCGCAGCGGCGUCUCCAUGAUGCCCUCAGCACCACUUAUAAGAACGUGAUGCCUGGUAAGGCCAAGUCGUCUAUAGAUACCCGCGUUGUCGAUUUUGACGCCGCGCUUGAACUUGUCGAGCCGCUGUACGAAACGGUGGCGGCUAACGCGCCUCUUCUGGCACCUGAAGACGUGGUCAACCUCUUGACGUUGCUUCUGCAAGCGGUCACUGGCGGCGUUCGUGCCUACGCCGAUGCGAUUGAGGUGGCGGCGCUUGUGGAAAACGCUGCCGACGCUGCCCGCCUCAGCCGCGUGGCCUGGCUCCGUAUCUUGGCGUUUGGCGACGACUGGCGAGUGAUUGAGCGUCUUAACCAACAAACCGAUGACGAGCGGCGUCUCGCCAUCCACCGGUUGACUCUCUAUAAGGUAGCGCUCUUAGUCAACCGUUUCGACGACCUUUACGCUGUGAUCGACGGCAACGCCGGCGACGACGUUGUGGAGCAACUGUUGGUCGAUACAACGGCGUUGGCUCAGCCGAAAUUGGCCCAGUGGGUCCGCGCUACCGUCGAGGAAGCCAAACGCUAUAAGUAA